GCACCACAGCGGUGCUGGCAAUGGAGGGCUAGCUGGUUACUUGUUAUGCUAGCUUGAAGUUUUAGAGGUUUUGUGUCUUUAUUGCUUUGAUUGUUGUCGAUUAAACUUAGUCGGUUUACAUCAGUUUACAUCACAAUGGCAGCCGACGGCGAGUCUCCGAGAGCACACUGUGUUCACUUUGACGAAUCUCCAAAAAGUCCGCGGGGAAGUUCCCCAGGAAAUCCCCGCACGGUUAUAUUAUUGUCGACGAGCCGCGAGGCAGACCUGCUGACACCCGGCACUCAUCCCCGGCUACACUCGUCAAGGCUGGGCGGCUCGGGGGGCCGUCAAAUGCCGGAUUGCUAAAAGUCAGACCUCCGUUGAAAGGAAGACCAAGGAACCCCGACAUGGAUCGCGACGGCGCGGACAAGAAGAGGAGCUUCAGCACCCUCAACACUUUGUACCACGAGAGCCGGCAGGAGAUGGAGCUCCUGGCCAAGCAGCUGGCCCUCAAGGACAACAUCAUAGCCGAGCUCGAGGCGAGGCUGGCCGGCCACGAGAGGACGUGCGUGGCGGUGGGCGACAACCGGUCCGUGGUGGUCGGGCCGUCCAAGUCCUUGCUGGAGAGCUUGUGUCAGGAGAUCUGCAAACUGAAACAGAAGAGGAACGAGACGGAGUUCAAGGCCUCCAGACAGGCUGAGGAGAUCCAGAGGCUGACCACGCAGCUCCGGGAGAAAGAUCUGGAGCUGGACAACGUCAGGAGCGGCUCGGGCCAUGAGAAGGACCGGGAGAUCCAGCGGCUGCGCUCGGUCCUGGGCGAUCGGGAGCGCACCGAGGCCACCAGGGCCGUGCUGUGCUCCUCGCUGGCCGAGGAGGCCCAGCAGCUGCGGGGCCAGCUGGGGGCCACCGUGAGGGUGUGCCGACAGCUGUUGGCCCGCAUGGACGGGACCAAGAGCGGGGAGGCGGGCGUGGAGGAAGGGGUGAAGAAGCUGCCAGAGUCACCUGACAGGUGCGUCAAGGCCCAAGUGCGGCAUCUUCAGGAGGAGAACCAUCAGUUGAAGCAGCGCGUGGCCUACGUCCAGGCCCUCAACUCCCAAUGGCAGAAGUACGACUCCAGCAGGGAGGACUACAUCCGAGGACUGUGUCGGCGCCUGAGGGUCGGCGCCGGCCGGGCUCCGCUUCUCGGCCUGGGCUCGGCCGGUGGCGGCGGCGGCUUGCUUCAUCAGGAGAUCUCCAGACUCAACGACUCACUGGAGGACAAGCUGAGCGAGUGCGCCCGACUCAGGACGGAAAUGGAGGAGAUGCGCAGGAAAGACCGAGAACGCAUCCAGACCCUGGAGCAGCAGGUGGUGAUCUACACGGAGGACUUUAAGUCGGAGCGAGCGGACCGCGAGCGAGCGCAGGGUCACAUCCAAGACCUGAAGGAGCAGAUCUGCCAGCUGAAGCUGCAGCUACACAAGCAGCAGGGGGCGAGCAGGGAGCUGCCUUUGUGUCACGUUCACAUCGGACACCGGGUGUCCUCGCAGCGGCCGCCGGCCACCUCCCCCUCCGCCGUCGGCAAGUGGACGACGACGCAGAGCCCCGCCUUUCACGCGGACCUUUCGGACCUGCAGUGCCCGCGCUGCCUCGUCACCUUCGACGAAGACGCCGCCGCCGAGUACCUCAACCACUGCGAGGAGUGCGCCACGCUAUGAAAUCGGGAAUGACCUCGUCCACGGUGGUUUGGGAGGACUGGCUGUGUCGUCAGACCGCCAAAAUAAAACACCAUAGGUCAGGUGUUCCGCAAACGUCUCCGACCAGGAAGACACACAAUGACACAAAAUACACAACUCAUUUGUUGUCGAGGGGCUGCAGGGUCCAAGGAAUGGGUGUCAUUAAGGAAGUAUGAACUGGUCCAACUUCCUCCAUCAACCAGGAAGUCGUCUGCUGACUACCAAACUGGACUACUGGCCUUGGUGGAGGUCAUUGUUGUCGCACACGCUCAGUAGAAUGCAUCCAAUGGUGUCCCAAGACUUUUGCACAGUCCCGUGGAUGCAUAAGCUCACAUUGAAACCAUUUAUUCAAAUGAUAUAUACAAUAUGUUGAUAUUUGUAUUUAUUCAACAACAAUAAA
Doryrhamphus excisus (bluestripe pipefish) is the source of this 2091-nucleotide messenger RNA. It is a transcript of the gene tnip2, whose product is annotated as TNFAIP3 interacting protein 2. NCBI's taxonomy places the organism in Eukaryota, Metazoa, Chordata, Actinopteri, Syngnathiformes, Syngnathidae. The record is from RefSeq and is a predicted model, not a curated record. Gene Ontology annotation, molecular function: K63-linked polyubiquitin modification-dependent protein binding. Gene Ontology annotation, biological process: positive regulation of canonical NF-kappaB signal transduction; regulation of transcription by RNA polymerase II; toll-like receptor 3 signaling pathway.